AAGGAGUCAGCCAAGGAGAAGCAGCUGAAAGAGGAAGAGAAGAUCCUGGAGAGUGUGGCAGAGGGCCGAGCUUUGAUGUCGGUGAAGGAGAUGGCAAAGGGCAUCACCUAUGAUGAUCCGAUUAAAACCAGCUGGAGAGCACCUCGUUACAUCCUGGGCAUGUCGGAGGCACGGCAUGAUCGUGUGCGCAAGAAGUACCACAUCCUGGUGGAGGGGGAAGGCAUCCCGCCCCCCAUCAAGAGCUUUAAGGAGAUGAAGUUCCCAGCAGCGAUCCUGAGGGGCCUGAAGAAAAAGGGAAUCCAGCAGCCAACACCCAUACAGAUCCAAGGCAUCCCCACGAUCCUCUCGGGAAGGGACAUGAUUGGCAUUGCAUUCACUGGCUCUGGGAAGACCUUGGUGUUCACCCUCCCGGUGAUCAUGUUCUGCCUGGAGCAGGAGAAGAGGCUACCGUUUUCCAAGCGAGAGGGACCCUAUGGACUCAUUAUCUGUCCCUCGCGGGAGCUGGCCCGGCAGACCCAUGGCAUCAUUGAGUUCUACUGUCGCCUACUGCAGGAGGACGGCCUGCCCCCACUGCGCUGUGCCCUCUGCAUCGGGGGCAUGUCUGUUAAGGAGCAGAUGGAGACAAUCAAACAUGGUGUACACAUGAUGGUGGCAACCCCUGGCCGCCUGAUGGACCUGCUGCAGAAGAAGAUGGUGAGCCUGGACAUCUGCCGUUACUUGGCCUUGGACGAAGCUGACAGGAUGAUUGAUAUGGGCUUUGAGGGGGACAUCCGUACCAUCUUCUCGUACUUCAAGGGCCAGCGGCAGACCCUCCUCUUCAGUGCCACAAUGCCCAAGAAGAUCCAGAACUUUGCCAAAAGUGCCCUGGUGAAGCCCAUCACCAUUAACGUUGGGCGAGCAGGUGCUGCCAGCCUGGAUGUUGUGCAGGAGGUGGAGUAUGUGAAAGAGGAGGCCAAGAUGGUGUACCUCCUCGAGUGCCUGCAGAAAACCCCGCCGCCCGUGCUGAUCUUCGCAGAGAAGAAGGCGGAUGUUGAUGCGAUCCAUGAGUACCUGCUGCUUAAGGGUGUGGAAGCUGUGGCCAUCCAUGGAGGGAAAGAUCAGGAGGAACGGACAAAAGCCAUUGAGGCCUUCCGGGAUGGGAAGAAGGAUGUCCUGGUUGCCACUGAUGUUGCUUCCAAGGGCCUGGACUUCCCAGCCAUCCAGCAUGUCAUCAACUAUGACAUGCCAGAGGAGAUUGAGAACUAUGUUCACCGUAUCGGGCGUACAGGCCGUUCAGGCAACACUGGCAUUGCCACCACCUUCAUCAACAAGGCCUGCGAUGAGUCGGUGCUGAUGGACCUGAAGGCCCUUCUCCUGGAGGCGAAGCAGAAGGUGCCGCCUGUGCUCCAGGUGCUGCACUGCGGGGAUGAGACCAUGCUGGACAUCGGAGGUGAGCGGGGCUGCGCCUUCUGCGGCGGCUUGGGCCAUCGCAUCACCGACUGCCCCAAGCUGGAGGCGAUGCAGACCAAGCAAGUCAGCAACAUCGGCCGCAAGGACUACCUGGCCCACAGCUCUAUGGACUUCUAGCCUGGGGUGUAUGCUGCCCUGCACUCCUCCUGUGCA
Phaethon lepturus (White-tailed tropicbird) is the source of this 1602-nucleotide messenger RNA. RefSeq names its product DEAD (Asp-Glu-Ala-Asp) box polypeptide 41 (gene DDX41). Gene Ontology annotation, biological process: mRNA splicing, via spliceosome. Gene Ontology annotation, cellular component: spliceosomal complex. NCBI's taxonomy places the organism in Eukaryota, Metazoa, Chordata, Aves, Phaethontiformes, Phaethontidae. Gene Ontology annotation, molecular function: ATP binding; RNA binding; zinc ion binding. The record is from RefSeq and is a predicted model, not a curated record. The coding region runs from base 76 to 1566 and encodes 496 amino acids. The transcript has 14 exons.